CGGAAACAAAUGUCGGGUAUGCUUGCAAAACAAAACCUUGGUGAACCUGAUUAUGAAUUUAUUUUACUCAUGAGCAGUUGGAAUUGAAAAUUGUAUGAUAAUUUAAUGAAUGAAUUGAAGUUAGAAAUGGAUAAACGUGACAAAAAAAGAAGAAGAUCAGUCAGACUUUUAUCUCAAACAGAAGAGAUAGAAAAAGCUUUGAUAGAUAACUUUGAAGCAAAAUAUGGCAGUGUAUGGAAGGAUUUUUCCCCAGAUUAUGUUUCAUCUAGGAGAAAAUCCAUGACAGGAAGGAGAUCUGGUAUCCAUAAGACACUUCCUAUGCCUGUAAUAAAUGAUGAUGAUUUAGAAACAGAUGAAUUAUCAGUACAUAACAGAUUUGACUCCCCUGAAUUGUUGAGAGCUCCUGACAACUUAUCAGCAGACAACUCCCUUAAUGGAAAGGAGAACACAAGUGCAGAAACACCUAAUUUGAUGGUACCUGAAAAUGACCAAUCAUCUUCUAAAACACCAGAAGAAAUUCUGAAGAUGAAAACUCCAAAAUCAUAUGCAGGUAAACCUGUAAAGGAUUUUAGCAUUACUCCAGAUAAUGUUGAAAUGCCAUUUGAAACAGAGUUUGAAAGUCCUGAUUACCCUGAAGGUAUUUUGAUUGGACAAAAUGAAGGUAUUGAUCUGCAUCAGAGUCCCAUAAUGUCAGAAAGAUAUUCACAGAAGGGAAUUCCAGUCACACCUAAGUACAAGACAGUUGACAAUGAGUUCAGAACUCCAUGUGCAAUUCUAAGAUUAAACGAUUCUCUACCAUAUUCCCCAUCACAGCCAGUUUUCUCAACACCGUCACUCAAUUUACCUAAAUCCAAUUCAGAGACACCAUUCUCAUCACACUCUAUUUUUGAUCGAGUUGAUAAUAGUUGUGUAUCUUCACCUUGUUCACCGUCAGAAUCAGAGAUGACAGAAUCUUGUUUAGACAUUUGCUCAGAGACUUCUGAAAAGAAAGAAACAGCCAAUCAGACAGCACCAAAACAAGAACUGUCUUCAAGAAAACUGUCAAAUAAGAAAGUAAACAAGACAAAAAAUUUAGAAUCUUCUGGAGAAAAACUUGAGCGAGAAAGAAAAGAAACAUCUACAUUUUUGUCAAUAUGUAAAUCUCUUGCUAGUAAAAUUGUAAACGUAGUGCGUAAAUCUCCUGAAAAUGAUACUGAUAAACAGACAGAAAAUUUAGAAAAUACAAUUCAAGAUUUCUUUCCAGCUACUGAAGUUAUUGAUAACAUAGAGGAUAAAACACAUUUUGAUGUAAAUUGUGAGACAAAGUUAGUCUUUGAGUGUGAAAAGGAAACAUGUGUAUCCAAUAUGCUGCCUUUGAAUAAAACAACAAUUACGAAAAAGAUUGAGGAUUCUGCAAAUCAUGAGUUGUUAUUGACAGUUAGCAAUAAACCUGAAAAAUCAAACAAUGAAAUCAUUAACAAAUGCAAUAAGAAUGUAAAACUUAAAAAUCCACAAGAAAGUUUGGGUAAAGAAACAACUGUAAAUAAAGAUGCUCAGUUGAAAGAUACAUCAGAUACAAUAUCUAGUCAUGGUCAUACUGAAUCAUUGUCUGAUAAUAAUGCCAAAUCAUUUACAUUGUUAAAGUCUGUUGGUAAAGAAAAAGAGGGAGAAUGUCAUAUCAAAGAUUUUAAUUCAAAUUCUGAACGUAGAGCAGUGUCAGAAAAAAUACACAAGUCUAAUGUGCAGAAACAUACUCAUUUAUUAUCAAAUGAUGCAAAAUCUGUGAGAGGUGUGGAAACUGAUCAUCUACAAAUCACUGACAAAAUCUGUUCCAAUGAUACAGAUCAAGAAAGAAAUAAGGCACCAAAGAAAGCUGCCAUGAAAAAGCAGAAUAAAGCAAAAAGGCUAUCCAUUGAUUCACAUAUAAUGCCUGAUAUUUCUUCAGAAAAGUUGUCACAUGAUGCUGCAAAAGAUGAAAAAUUAAAGAAGAAAAAGUCAUCAACAGCUCGUAGAAGAUCAGCUGAUCCAGUUCUGUUAGCUCGUAUGAGUGAAAAAUUUGGGGACAAAGCUGGGCCAAGCUGGACAUGUGCUAAACAGAGUGCUGUUGUGGAAGAAGUAAAUGCACAGAUAAAAGACAAUAGUGUUCCUUCCCUUGAAGAGGAAAAACCUAUGAAGAAAAGGGGGAGACCUACUAAAAGAAAUUCAGAUAUUGGACUUUCUAAACUUAGAAAACAAGACCAGGAAUCUAUAGACAAUAAAGAGAGUACUUGUGAAAUCAAUUUAAUAAGUGACAAAAGUAAAAUAGGAGAUGAUAAGAAUAAUGAUAAUGCAUUAAAAGGUGAUGUACCCAAAAAGAAAAUUGUUCGACCUGCUAGGAGGAAAUCUGCUGAUCCAAUAAUGUUGUCUCACAUAAGCAAAGACAUAGUUUGUAAUGAUGAUGGCAUUUGCUUACAGAGGUCAGAAAACAUUGAAGAUACUCAUAAAAUAGGUUCUCAAAACACUGAUAUAAACAAAGCAAACAUAAGUAGUGAGGUGAUAAAAGUUAGCCAGAGGAAAAGUCGUGCUGCAGGAAGGAAAUCAAAUACAUCUGUUAAACUGUCUCAGAUUGUUGAGGAAGCUAAUGAUGAUAAAACUGACAGUGCUUAUAGCAGUCAUUGUAGUGUUGAUAUUAUUAAAGAUUUUGAAAAUAUCAUCAAUGACGAUGUUUCGAGUCAUGGUAUAAAUGAUGUCGACAAAAAGGGGAUAGAAACUAAGCAGUUGGCAGUCAGUGAAACUAAAGAUCCUGACAAAAACAUUACAGAAAGGGAAAUUUUGCUAAACCAUGUAAAUAGUGCUGACUUUGACAAAAUUCAAGAAUUCCUUUCCAUGGAUGAGGAAAAACCUAUUGUUAAAAGUUCUAAAUCUCGACGUAGAUCUGCUGAUACUCUUACAUUGUCUGACAGUGUCUCACAUUCUCAGCAGGAUGGAAGUUCUGACAGUGCCUCACAUCCUCAGCAGGAUGGAAGUUCUGACAUUCCAUUAAGGAGAACAACCAGAAUUAAAAGAAGAUCAAUUGAAAUAUAUCAAGCUGGUGAUCAUUACCAGAAUAAUGAAUUAGAGAGUUUCUCAGACAGUCCUCAUUCACAAGACGACAAUAACUCUCCAGGAACAAGUUCAUCAGGUGUAAAAGCAAAACCAGCGCGAAAACGCAAGAUGAAAGAGGAGAAUGUUGAAGAUAUUUAUAGAAACAAAAAUUAUAAAAGACCAGAUGAUAGGGUUUGGGAAACUAUAUUUGAAUGUCCUGACGAGCUGAAAAACCCUGACCAACUCCUAAGUAAGAAAAGAUUUAAGAGGUCAAUUGCUUUUGAGUCUUUAAUGCCAACAAAAAUAAAGAAACGAACAAAAAAAGCUGUAGAUAAUGGCUGGGAUGCAAAGAGAAGGAAAAAACAACAGCUCCCAGAUGAAUUUGUCAUAGAAAAACUGGCAGAAUUAGAUACUAUAUUUAAUAGUUGAUUUAAAUACUUACAUGUUUAAGAAAUGCAACUUUGAAAGUUCAAA
This is a messenger RNA of Mytilus trossulus (common blue mussel), 3516 nucleotides long. RefSeq lists its product as uncharacterized. The coding region runs from base 106 to 3471 and encodes 1121 amino acids. The record is from RefSeq and is a predicted model, not a curated record. The transcript is spliced from 4 exons. Lineage: Eukaryota; Metazoa; Mollusca; Bivalvia; Mytilida; Mytilidae.